This is a messenger RNA of Cylicocyclus nassatus, 465 nucleotides long. Lineage: Eukaryota; Metazoa; Nematoda; Chromadorea; Rhabditida; Strongylidae. The record is from the annotation of a GenBank genome assembly.
AUGGCACCAUCGUUUUUUCUAAAGCCCCGUCAAGCACAGCCACGUUAUAAACUACCACUUGUGUUAUACAUAACCUCUAUCCUAUUCUCCGGCUUCCUUUUUUAUUGGUCCGGAAUAUACUGUCGUUACAACCGAUGUGGAGAAUCAAUAGUAUGGCCGGAAAGGAAUCGACAGUAUGCACAGUACUUUCCUAUGUUGACGGCUCCGCUCAUUGCCAUGAUCUCAUUAUCCUGGCUGGUCACGAAUGUUUUCUACAUCAACAGCCCAUGCUCAAUAGCCUAUAACUGCAUGGAAAUGCCAAGCGCGGUGUUCUGUUCAUUGCUAGCCGGCAUUUCUGCAGUUAUCGAAAUUCACUACUCGAUCGAUUUCAAUCAUCUCGAGUGGAGUGAAAAGUGGAGCUGGGCCGCUGCCGAUUCCAUUGCCUUAUGCGCCGUUCACGCCGUUCUAGCGUUUGCCCUUCAAUAG